AUGGCCAGAGGGCUUUACCUUGCCUUCUCCGCCAGGAGAUGGUCCUCAUACGACGAGGAAAUUGGUGAAAGACGAAACUGGAGAAACCAGUGGCAGUCCCAGGUCUCUCAGUUGAAGAGAAGAAGCGAGAGCAGAAGUGUAGGUGGAAGUGAUAACAUGUCAUGGCCUCAUGGGCAGCUCGAAUGCGUCGCCAGAGGGUAG
Messenger RNA from Linum tenue, 201 nucleotides. NCBI's taxonomy places the organism in Eukaryota, Viridiplantae, Streptophyta, Magnoliopsida, Malpighiales, Linaceae. The record is from the annotation of a GenBank genome assembly.